Talaromyces stipitatus ATCC 10500 is the source of this 2444-nucleotide messenger RNA. RefSeq names its product mitochondrial outer membrane translocase receptor (TOM70), putative. Gene Ontology annotation, cellular component: mitochondrial outer membrane. Gene Ontology annotation, biological process: intracellular protein transport. Gene Ontology annotation, molecular function: protein binding; protein-transporting ATPase activity. NCBI's taxonomy places the organism in Eukaryota, Fungi, Ascomycota, Eurotiomycetes, Eurotiales, Trichocomaceae. The record is from RefSeq and is a predicted model, not a curated record. Bases 81 to 1952 code for a protein of 623 amino acids. The transcript has 5 exons.
UUGUACUAUUUUCUUUUUUCUUUUCCUCUUUGUUCUGAUUGGCAAGUCGCCCCAAACAUUCUGAGAAGUCGUCGUCGAAAAUGGCAAGCACACCACCUGCACAAAAUGUCGUUAUAGACACCUCAUCACUCUCACCAUCCACAACAUCAUCAGUAUGGGAUCGCAUUUCCAACUGGGUAUCUGAAAAUAAAGCAGUUGUUUAUACAGUUGCUGGUAUUGCUGUGGUUGUGACUGGUGGAACAGUGUACUAUCUUUCAACAAGUUCAUCAAACAGACCUCAAGAACCUGCACAGCCAAAGAAGAGCAAGAAUCAAAGACGAAAGGAAAAGAAGAAGGCUGAGGAGGAGAAGAAGAAGGCGCAAGAAGCCAAGACUGCUGAGGAGGUCAAAUCAGCCAAGGUCGAAGAUGUCGACGAGAUCCCAGAGGUGGAUGAGAGCACAGUGGACUCAUUGUCCGAAGAGACACGGAAAGCAUACGCCGCUAAACUCAAGGCCGCCGGAAACAAGGCAUACGGAUCGAAGGACUACAACCGCGCCAUUGAACUGUACGGAAAGGCUAUCUUGUGCAAACCAGACCCCGUCUUCUACUCGAACCGUGCCGCUUGCUGGAAUGUCUUGUCCGAAUGGGAGAAAGUGGUUGAGGAUACUAGUGCAGCUCUUGCCAUGGACAGCGAAUAUUUGAAAGCCCUCAACCGCCGAGCUAUUGCUUACGAGCAUCUGGAGAAAUAUGAUAGCGCGCUUCUCGAUUUCACCGCUAGCUGUAUUAUCGAUCAAUUCACAAACCGCCAGAGCCGCGAGUCCUUGGAAAGACUUUUGAAGAAAGUUGCAGAGAAGAAAGGCAAAGCAAUCAUGGAAGCAAAGGGAAAGAGACUACCCGGUGCAACCUUUGUCGGCAACUACCUUCAGAGCUUCCGCCCCAAGCCGAUCCCCGCUGGUCUUGACUCCGAGGAUCUCGAUGAGGAAACGGGCAAAGGACAGUUACGUAAGGGUUAUUUGGCGCUGGAGAAGAAGACGGCUGAAGGAUAUGAUGAGGCUUCUCAAGCGUUUGGGAAGGCUCUUGAAUUGGGCGAUUUGGGCGAAUAUGAAGGUGAUGCAUUGAAUAUGCGUGCCACCUUCACCUACUUGCAGGGUAAUGCUCAGGGUGCUCUGGAGGACCUCAAUAAGAGUAUUCAAGUCCAACCAGCACUGACCCAGAGUUACAUUAAGCGUGCUAGCUUGCAUCUUGAACUGGGAAACAAAGAAGGUGCUGUUGAUGAUUUUGAGCUCGCCAUCGCCCACAACAAAGACGACCCCGACAUCUACUACCACCGCGCACAACUUCACUUUAUCCUCGGUGAAUUUGCCGAAGCCGCCAAGGAUUACCAAAAGUCGAUUGACCUCGACCCAUCGUUCAUUUACUCCCACAUCCAGCUCGGUGUAACUCAAUAUAAGCUCGGCUCCGUUGCAUCCGCCAUGGCUACAUUCAAGCGAUCGGUGAAGAAGUUCGAGAACGUGCCGGAUGUUUACAACUACUACGGUGAGCUCCUCCUCGACCAGCAGGAUUAUCAGGGGGCUAUUGAGAAGUUCGACAAGGCUGUGGAAAUGGAGAGCAAGAUUAAGCCCACAGCAAUCAAUGUUUUGCCUCUGAUCAACAAGGCUCUUGGUAUCUUCCAGUGGAAGCAGGAUUUCAAGGAGGCCGAGAGUCUGUGCCAGAAGGCUUUGAUCAUUGACCCUGAAUGUGAUAUCGCUGUCGGCACAAUGGCCCAACUUCUCUUGCAACAAGGUAAGGUCGCCGAAGCUCUCAAGUACUUCACCCGGGCCGCGGAGCUAGCCCGCACCGAGGGCGAAGUGAUUAACGCCAUUUCCUAUGCCGAGGCCACCCGCACACAGCUCGAAGUCCAGGAGAAAUAUCCUCAACUAGCAGCACGUCUGCAGACUAUGGGUGCUGGUUUCAGCGGUCCUCCAGGCAUGUAAGUGGUGGCCACUAGAAGAAAAGUUUUGCACAGACGCUGGAGACUUUGUUUCCUCUCUCUUCUCCUUACCUCUAGACAUCGUUCUUCAUGACUAUAUAUCUUCGGUCAUCCUACAGUGCCAUCAUCUCAUCGAUCCUUUGCCUGCAAUUCUCUUCCGAGUUUGAUCACCAUAUCUACUGUUUUUAAUCUUGUUCUUUUUCGUGUAAUACCUUUGGGAGUCAAACCCGACUCUUUCUUUCAUUUUUUUUUAUUUAUUUCUAGUUCCCUGCUUCUCCGUGUCGUUUUUAUGUCUGUUGUGUGUCGACCACGGUUCACUUGUUCCGUUAGUCGACGACUCCUCCGUUAUUGUUCAGCGUAUGGAUAUGGUCAGCAAACUGAGCGAUCGAUGAGAUGAUUGUGAUAUGAGGGAUCGAUCGAUUGGUGGAUAUGCACUGAAGAAUUCUUCCUGUUUUUGUACUAUACGCAAAUUGAAAUUGAAAUAAUUUUGGACUAC